UGUACGGCGUACGCCGAGCUUGAAUCCGUGGCCUUGAAAUAAAUUAAAAAAAAAAUUGACUGAUUCCAAUAUUGAUUGGAUUUUGAUAUCUCAACAUUCAGCAAAUUUUCGGGAUAUCUUUCCUAUUAUAUUCUCGCGAAUAAUCUUUUGAACCGAGCAUUAGGCCCUUUUAAAAAUUAGUAGUUCCUAUUUGUGACAGAAUGAGUCGAGAAAAACGUGAACCUGAUUAUCCUGUAGAGUUAGAAACACAGUUUAUAAUGAAAAUGCCCGUAGAGCCCGCUAAAGCUCUAAGAGAUUUGAUCAGAUCUGGGGAAAAUUUUAAAAAUAGACUUACAAUACAGCUGGAUAAUGAUAUGAGACAUGGAGAAGUAAGAUUUGACCAUUGGUUGUUACACGCUAAAACCGUUGACUUACCUACCAUUGUUGAAUCAUGGAAGACUAUAGACAGAAAAAGUCUUUACAAAACUGCAGAUAUCUCUCAGAUGAUGAUAUGCAAGGAAGAACCAGAUCCUCAUACUGAGGAAGAGUCCCCAGCGAAAAAUAAGAGAAAAGAUCCCCACAAGGUUGAUAAAAAAUACCUAUGGCCUCAUGGUAUAACACCACCAACUAAAAAUGUAAGGAAACGGCGUUUCAGGAAAACUUUACGAAAGAAAUGUUCCGAGGCACCUGAAAUUGAAAAAGAGGUAAAAAGACUAUUGAGGGCCGACAAUGAAGCUGUCAGUGUAACAUGGGAGGUGAUCAAAGAAGAAGAUUGCAUUACUUCCAAAAAUGAACCAACAACUUCUAAAGAGAAAAAAGGCAAAAGACAAACUAAAAGUUCAACUAUUACAAAGCCACCUUCAAAAGUGGAAGAUAUAUUUGGUGGUGCAUUAAGUGACAGUGAUGUUGAAGAUGGUAAUGUUAAUGUUGAGAUAGAUGACAGCCGGCUUUCACUUUAUGAUGAACCUUUAUCAGACACAAGUUCUAUUCAUGGGGUAGAACAAAGUAGGAUUCAUCAGUUAGCCACAGAAUUCAAGUCUGAAAUGUUUGUUACACCUAAGAAAAAGUCACAGUCACAGAAGAGCAGCAAACCUCAUACCGUUGUUUCAGAGUCAAGUGGUCAUUAUUCAGAAGACUUCAGGCAACCAGGUAAUAGCAGUGAUUCAAUUAUUAAGCUGCAGCAACUCAAAACUGACCUUGAAGAAUUGAAACAGAGGAGACAACGUACACAGCUAGAAAUAGCUGGAAUGGAGAAUAUGACAUUGAGGCAAAGAUUUCAAGAUAUUUUGAAAACAUUAAAUAAAGAAAUAAUAACUAAAGAGAUUGAAUACCAAAACUUAAAAUCUCACUUGAAAUAAACAUCACAAGUUUAUAAAUUUUUUACGUGAUAAUUAGAACCAUCUUUGAAUGAAGGCACUAUAAUCCAAACUUUCAACAACUGAGCCCAUAGAAUCAGGGAGCAUUUAAAGUAUUACUAUAACUUAUAAACAAAAAAAAUGUGUUAUAUAGGAUGAAUUCAUGAGAUUCAGACUACAGAGGUGUAGUUAUAGGAUCCUUUGAGACCCUUUUGGUAUGGAAUGUUAAAAAUGAAAAAAAAAAACAUUUUCUUUCAAUGUAAUAUAAUUUUGUGACUUGUUAUCUUGCUAUUUUGAUGGUCUAUUAUAGUAUUGGCCACUUCUUUACUAGUUCAAGUAUUAUAUCUGAAACUUACAUGUAUUUAUAACCUAAAAAACCUCAAGGCACAUAAGGUCAGAGUUUCAUUAGCUGCAUAUUGGUGAAAGUUUAUUUUAAAUUUUUUAUUGAUGACAGAAAGCUUGUAGCGGGCAGUUUAGAUUAUAGCAUUAUUCAGAUGAAGCUGGGGAGGGAUUAUUGACUUUCUACUAUAAUUUAUUCAUAUGAUAUAUGUGUGCUUAAUUAUAACCAAAAUAUAUGUUACUAAUGUGCUGCCAAAGUAAUUACUAUCAUUAUUAUUAUUAUUGUAGCUGACUAAUGUUAUUAUAAAUAAAGCAUGCGUAUCUACCAA
This is a messenger RNA of Pararge aegeria (speckled wood butterfly), 2002 nucleotides long. Its product is annotated as transcription initiation factor TFIID subunit 7-like. Gene Ontology annotation, molecular function: RNA polymerase II general transcription initiation factor activity. The transcript has a single exon. Bases 201 to 1337 code for a protein of 378 amino acids. The record is from RefSeq and is a predicted model, not a curated record. Gene Ontology annotation, cellular component: transcription factor TFIID complex. Lineage: Eukaryota; Metazoa; Arthropoda; Insecta; Lepidoptera; Nymphalidae. Gene Ontology annotation, biological process: transcription initiation at RNA polymerase II promoter; RNA polymerase II preinitiation complex assembly.